UUUUAGAAUAAUUUUUAUAUAUCUUUACGUUGUGAAUGUAUUUAUAUUUAAUUUAGCGGUUGAAAUAUAUAAAUGUACCAAUCGAGAGCAAGAAAGCCAUCUGCAAAUGUACUAAAGCCAGCUGGAUUACCUGCACCUAACGAUAUCAAAGAAUGCAGGGUAAACGUUGAUGAAACACGAAAACGCAGUAAAAGUAAAUAUUGUAUCCCGAAAAAUUUGCGGUACGAUUUAGAAAAUGCUUUGGUUAAUUUGUGCGACGUAUGGUUUGAAGAAAUUAAGCCGUAUUUAGUCCGAAAUAAUGUGAAAGUACACGUUCAAGAUGAUGAGGCGAAUACAGGAUCUGGUGGGAAUAAUUGUACAACACCUGACGCUGUAAAGCUGACUAGAAACCGAAGCGCUAUUCCUGAAAGGACGAAUUGCUCGCAUCUUGAUCCAGGUGCUGCUUCCGAUCUUCGUCUUCAAGCUGGUGCACACUCUGCCGGCUGUUGUACAACGCGUCAUGCGGCAUCGAGAGCGCGAUCGCACAAGCCGCCGUCGCCGCCCCGCCCGCCGCUGCGCCCGCCGCCGCGUCCGCCGCCGCCCACGUUGCGGAUACCGCCGCUACAGUUAUCGGAGAGCCCCAGCAAUGAAAACGUAAAGAAGUUGCCAGCUAAACGUCGUGGUAAAAAGAAGAGGCGUUCUAAUUCUCCGAUAGCGCUCCGCAAUCACCAUCGAAUACCCCGACUGUGCAAUAUGAUGGGUAUUAAAUCUGAAGCCGCCAAGCUUGCCAGAUAUUGACUGGCUAUCGGUUUUAUAAACUGACAUGUAAGUUGGUAACCCAUAGUAACAACUCUUGCGACAUA
This is a messenger RNA of Papilio polytes (common Mormon), 842 nucleotides long. RefSeq lists its product as uncharacterized. The transcript is spliced from 4 exons. The record is from RefSeq and is a predicted model, not a curated record. The coding region runs from base 73 to 777 and encodes 234 amino acids. Lineage: Eukaryota; Metazoa; Arthropoda; Insecta; Lepidoptera; Papilionidae.